Messenger RNA from Pipistrellus nathusii (Nathusius's pipistrelle), 2961 nucleotides. NCBI's taxonomy places the organism in Eukaryota, Metazoa, Chordata, Mammalia, Chiroptera, Vespertilionidae. The record is from the annotation of a GenBank genome assembly.
AUGGUCUCCAAGUCCGACCAGCUGCUCAUCGUCGUGUCCAUCCUGGAAGGUCGCCAUUUCCCCAAACGUCCAAAGCAUAUGCUUGUAGUAGAAGCAAAGUUUGAUGGAGAACAGUUGGCUACUGAUCCUGUGGACCACAUUGACCAACCAGAAUUUGCUACCGAGUUAGCCUGGGAAAUUGACAGGAAAGCACUCCAUCAGCACAGGCUACAGCGUACUCCUAUCAAACUCCAGUGUUUUGCCUUGGAUGCUUUGACUUCAGCCAAGGAAACUAUAGGUUACAUUCUUCUAGACUUAAGAACUGCUCAAGAAACAAAGCAGGCACCAAAAUGGUACCAGUUGCUGAGCAAUAAAUACCCCAGGUUCAAGUCUGAGAUUCAGAUAAGCAUUGCUUUGGAAACAGAUUCAAAGGCGCCAGUGGAUAGUUUUAAGGCCAAAGGAGCUCCCCCUCGAGAAGGAAAAGUACCUGCUAGCCUGCCUGGACUUGACCCCAAGGACAUUGUGGCCGUCCUGAAUGAGGAAGGAGGCUACCAUCAGAUCGGACCAGCAGAAUCUUGCACUGACUUCUUCCUUAUGUCAGUGACCAUAGCAUUUGCCACCCAGUUGGAGCAGUUAAUUCCAUGUACCAUGAAACUUCCAGAAAGACAGCCUGAGUUUUUCUUUUACUAUUCUUUACUGGGAAAUGAUGUUACGAAUGAACCCUUCAAUGAUUUGAUCAAUCCAAACUUUGAGCCAGAGAGAGCGUCUGUUCGAAUACGAAGCAGUGUAGAAAUUCUUCGUGUUUACCUGGCUUUUCAAUCUAAACUACAGAUCCAUCUCUGCUGUGGAGACCAGUCACUUGGAAGUACAGAAAUACCUUUAACAGGAUUAUUGAAAAAGGGUAGUACAGAAAUCAACCAGCGCCCAGUCACAGUUGAGGGUGCUUUUACCCUUAACCCUCCAAACCGAGCCAAACAAAAGCUUGCACCUAUUCCUGUGGAGCUGGCCCCAACUGUGGGAGUGUCUGUGGCUCUGCAGAGAGAAGGCAUAGAUGCAAAGUCUUUAAUUGAAUUAAAGACCCAGAAUGAACAUGAGCCACAGCAUUCAAAGAAGAGAGUUUUAACUCCCAUAAAGGAGAAACUUACUGAGCCAAAGUCACCAAGUGUGUCCCCUGUUAUGCCUCACAACCAGUCACCUCCAACAAAAGAUGAUGCAACAGAAAGUGAAGUGGAAAGCUUACAGUAUGAUAAGGACACAAAACCAAUCCCAAAGGCCAUCAGUUCUUCUGUACCCGCUUUACCGGCCCAGCCGGUGACGGCAUCCAGCGCUCCGGACACAGCUUCAGGACAGAAGAUUGCUGUUCCAGCCACGUCACACCAUUUUUGCUUUUCGAUAGACCUACGGAGUAUCCAUGACUUGGAAGUUGGUUUUCCAAUCAACUGUAUUUUAAGGUACUCAUAUCCAUUUUUUGGAAGUGCAGCUCCUAUUAUGACUAAUCCUCCUGUUGAAGUUCGGAAAAACAUGGAAGUUUUUCUUCCCCAAUCUUACUGUACAUUUGAUUUCGCAACUAUGCCUCAUCAGCUGCAAGAUACCUUCUUAAGGAUUCCAUUGCUGAUUGAAUUAUGGCACAAGGAUAAAAUGAGUAAAGAUUUACUUUUGGGAAUCGCUAGAAUCCAGCUUUCAAACAUCUUAUCUUCAGAAAAAACUCGCUUUUUAGGUUCUAAUGGUGAACAGUGUUGGCGUCAAACUUACAGUGAAAGUGUGCCUAUUAUAGCAGCACAAGGGUCAAAUAACAGGAUAAUAAAUCUUUCUUACACCACGACUCUAGAAGAUUAUGGAAUAUUAAAAACACGUGAAAUUUUUGUCUCUGAUUCAUCUCAGGGUUUAAUUGCUGUACAACAGAACUCAUCUUCUCUUCCUCCCGCACCUUGUCCUUCAGAAGUCCAGACAGAGCCUCGUGAAACCUUAGAAUACAAAGCAGCACUUGAGCUAGAAAUGUGGAAAGAGAGGCAAGAAGACAUUUUUGAAAAUCAGCUAAAGCAGAAAGAACUAGCUCAUAUGCAAGCUCUUGCAGAGGAAUGGAAGAAAAGGGAUCGAGAGAGAGAAUCACUAGUAAAGAAAAAGGUGGCUGAAUAUACUCUUCUGGAAGGAAAACUUCAAAAAACCCUAAUUGAUUUAGAGAAGAGAGAGCACCAACUGGCCAUUACAGAAUCAGAGCUUCAACGAGAAAAAAGGGAACUGAAAUCAGAACGUGAACAGAACCUGCAAGAACUUCAGAACUCUAUACGUAGGGCCAAGGAAGAUUGUGUUCACCAAGUAGAACUGGAAAGGUUAAAGAUCAAGCAGCUGGAAGAGGACAAACACCGACUUCAGCAGCAGCUUAAUGAUGCUGAAAAUAAGUAUAAGAUUUUGGAAAAAGAGUUCCAGCAGUUCAAGGAUCAGCAAAGCAACAAACCAGAAAUCCGCCUACAGUCUGAAAUAAGCCUUCUCACCUUGGAAAAGGUUGAACUUGAAAGAAAGUUGGAAUCUGCAACUAAAUCUAAACUGCAUUACAAGCAGCAAUGGGGACGAGCUUUGAAAGAGCUUGCCAGACUUAAACAGCGGGAGCAAGAAAGUCAAAUGGCUCGUCUUAAAAAACAGCAAGAAGAAUUGGAACAGAUGAGACUACGUUACUUGGCUUCUGAGGAGAAAGAUACAGUAAAAACUGAGCGACAAGAAUUGUUGGAUAUAAGAAAUGAAUUAAACAGGUUAAGGCAACAAGAACAAAAACAGAGCCAGGAGUCCAGAAAGAUUGCAAGUGGGAAAGCGGAUGGUCCACAGGGCGAUGCCCUGGAAGAAGGUUUGGAUGAUUAUUUGACUCGCCUAAUAGAAGAGAGGGAUACUUUGAUGAGGACGGGUGUGUAUAAUCACGAGGAUCGAAUCAUAAGUGAACUUGACCGACAGAUCAGAGAGGUUUUGGCAAAAAGCAAUACCAGUAAUUAA